AUGAUGCCCGACAAAACAUUUAAAUUCAAAGCAGAAAAAUUUGUGGGUGGAAAACUCUCAAAAGAGGGUUUACCCGAAAAUUUACAAACAUACGAAAAUAUAGAUCAGAACCUGGCCACAACUGCUUCACUUACUGAUGAAGACAUUAUUGAUUCAGUGUCAAAAAGUAAAGAGAAACAAAAUGAAAAUGAUGAAGAUGAUCAAGUGGACGAUUCUGAACCAUCACCAACUGUUCAACAAGCACUUGAUACCGCCAAAGUUGUAGAAAAAUUCUUAUUGUUUAAUGAAGAUGAUUCCACCACAUCCCUAGACAUGCACAAAAUACUUAAAAAAUACAAAACACAUAUUGGCAUAGCAAAACACGUCAAGCAAAGUUAA
Messenger RNA from Parnassius apollo (apollo), 378 nucleotides. NCBI's taxonomy places the organism in Eukaryota, Metazoa, Arthropoda, Insecta, Lepidoptera, Papilionidae. The record is from the annotation of a GenBank genome assembly.